AUGAAGCCAUUUCGGCCUCUGACACUCACGCGCCAUCACACUGGGAACGGCGAGCCAGCCAACAAGAAGCGACGCAUCUCAUCCAACGCACUUUCUUCGGGAAGCCGACAGCCCCUCAAUACGCUGAAUAACCCCGCGCCGGCACAAUUUCUGCCCCCAGGCCUGGAAGGGAACUACUACAAGGUUUUGUGGAGAAAGUACACAACCAAGAAGAACAAGACAUGGGACGGUGACGGCGUGCUCGCUGUGGUAGGUGGCCAUGCCACCCUCACGGAUAGCGAUACUGGGAAGGAGCUGGGCAAAGGAGCGUGCACUCGACCGCUUCUUCCGGGCUCAACGCUCUCUCUGGGUGGAAAAGAGCUUGAGGUCGAGGGCUCCAUUGACAAGGCGGAUUAUCUUGCUGGACGCAUGUUUCUGGGCACCGCUGUGCCUGCACCGAUAGAGCAGUCAAAGCGCGUCGAACCGGGAUACAAGCCUCUAUCAUCCGCUAAAUCAAAGGCCAACAGGAAAAGCAUUGCUGCUGAUGAUGGCGAAAACGUGCCAGAGUACAAGCCCUCCGCGCAACGCAAUCAGCUAUUCAAAGCGCCUCUGUUGUCUAACACGGUCAUACCUCAGCGUAACCCUUCAAUACCACAACCCCGUCACGAUCCACACGCACCGAAUGCCCUAAUCAUGAAGCGACCUGACUCUUGUCCGAAAGGGAAGCAGAUUGUCGACGUAGUCGUAGACCCCGUUCUCAGCAAACAUCUCCGUGAACAUCAGCGCGAUGGCGUUCAGUUUCUCUAUGAAUGCGUUAUGGGCAUGCGAUGCGAGGGCGAAGGCGCCAUCAUGGCCGACGAGAUGGGCCUGGGAAAGACACUGCAGACUAUCGCGCUACUCUGGACGCUGAUGAAGCAGAAUCCGAUCCAUGGCGCUUCUCCCGUCAUCAAAAAAGCCCUCAUCGUCUGCCCCGCUGGUCUGGUUGAUAACUGGAAACGCGAGUUCAAAAAGUGGCUUGGCAAUGAAAGGAUAGGUGUUUACGUGCUGGAUGCAAAGAACAAGAAGAUUGCCAACUUUACCAUGGGCAAGUCUUACAAUAUCUUGAUUGUCGGGUACGAGAUGCUGCGAGUUUACCAAGAAGAGCUAAAGAGGGGUAGUGGUGUUGAUAUCGUUAUUGCAGAUGAGGGUCAUAGGCUGAAGACGGCUAACAACAAGGCCAUGCUUGCUAUUCAGUCCCUGAACACUGAGCGACGCAUCAUCUUGUCUGGUACUCCUCUACAGAACGAUCUGGGCGAGUUCUACACAGCUAUCGACUUUGUUAAUCCUGGUCUCUUGGGACAACGCGCCGCUUUCAAGCGGACAUUUGAAGCACCCAUCAUUCGCAGUCGUCAGCCAGAUGCGAGCGAGUCUGAUUUGGAGAAAGGCGAGGCGCGAUGGAAAGAACUCGUUUCCCUUACAAGUCAGUUCAUGAUCCGACGCACGGCAGAAGUGCUUUCCAAGUACCUACCACCAAAAACGGAGCAUAUCGUCUUUUGCAGGCCGACCAAGGGCCAGGCCGAGGCCUACCGCGCAGUUCUCGAUUCUCCGACAUUUAGGCUGGCCAUGGGAAGCUCAGACAUCGCAUUACAGCUCAUCAACGUACUGAAGAAGAUCUGCAACAGCCCCUCCUUGCUUAAAUCAUCAAAGGACAAUGAUGACACGCCAUCGGAGAUGCUUCAAAGCAUCCUCCCGCUCAUCCCGAACAACAUCCUCAAUUCAAGUGCUUCAAGCGCCAAGCUGCGACUGCUCGACAGCCUCGUACAUCGGAUCUACACCACUACCGAGGAGAAGAUUGUCAUCGUCUCGAACUAUACUACCACUCUUGACAUGAUCGAGCGCCUCCUAGUAUCACUAUCGUACACCUACCUCCGUCUUGAUGGUAGUACUCCUGCCUCAAAACGUCAAGCACUGGUGGAAAAGUUCAACAAGACCCCAAAGACCACAUCCUUUGCAUUCCUCCUAUCCGCCAAAUCUGGAGGCGUAGGUCUCAAUCUUAUCGGCGCAUCGCGCAUUGUACUCUUCGAUAUUGAUUGGAACCCGGCUACAGAUCUGCAGGCCAUGGCUCGUAUCCAUCGUGACGGUCAGAAGCUGCCAUGCAAAGUGUACAGGUUUCUGGUACAAGGCGGUCUAGACGAGAAGAUCUACCAACGUCAAAUCAUGAAGAUGGGGCUUGCGAAUGCCGUGGUUGAUAACAAGGCUUCUGCAUCGUCAUUUUCGCAGGAGGAACUGAGGGACUUAUUUCGCCUUGAUGAGCGUGAUGGCUGUCAGACACAUGACAUUUCAGGCUGUACGUGUGGCGGCCAGGGCACAGCGGAAGUCAAGGUUGACGCUGAAGAAUUGGUCUCGGAUGAUGAAGAUGAUAUUGAAGACUCGGAGGAAGAUCUUUACCCGACACUAACGAAAGCGAGUCAAGUCAACAUGGAGGAACAAGAAGCCAAGAUCCGGGCCAGGAGGGCUGCCAAACUACCCAAGUUGAGGAUGCUGAUGGAGUACCGCCACAUCGACACGAAGAUCCUCAAGGAAACAACGAAGAAGGAAGGUGACGAGAACGUGGACGACAUUGUGGACAACAUGGCCGUAGUCAUUGAUGACGAUGUUUUCCUCGAAGUGCUGAGGGAGCCUGAGUGCAAUGUCGGCUUUGUGCUGACAAAGUCGACGUCGUGA
This is a messenger RNA of Pyrenophora tritici-repentis Pt-1C-BFP, 2682 nucleotides long. RefSeq names its product HepA, Superfamily II DNA-RNA helicase, SNF2 family. Gene Ontology annotation, biological process: reciprocal meiotic recombination; double-strand break repair via homologous recombination. Gene Ontology annotation, molecular function: DNA translocase activity; ATP binding; ATP-dependent chromatin remodeler activity. NCBI's taxonomy places the organism in Eukaryota, Fungi, Ascomycota, Dothideomycetes, Pleosporales, Pleosporaceae. Gene Ontology annotation, cellular component: nucleus. The record is from RefSeq and is a predicted model, not a curated record.